UAUGUCAAAGAUAAAGUCAAAGAAGCAGACAACUAAGAACACCAAACAAAAUUAUCACUUAGUGGCUCUAAAUUCUAACUAAUUGUUUGUUUAAUGUUCAGAUUCCCACAUUAGUAAUCCUUAACCUUAAAAAAUCCCAAAUGUUGUUACUCAAAAACCUAACAAAGAAAUAGACACUAUCCACAAUUUGGUAUUCAAAUUAACAUAGUAUAUAUGAUUAGUAAACUUGUUUUUGAAGCUCCAAAUUCCAAGAAAAUAUGAUAAAUUUGAAGUCUUGGUUUCUUCUUGCAAUUCUUUCUGUGUUCCUAUGUACAACAUUGGGAUCAGAUGCAGUAGAGUCUGUACUAAGGCGUUUGGAUAGCAAACGGGCGCAAUCUGUAGUGCAAGAAUCUGCAGCUAAGGGUGUUUUGCAGAGGUUACUUCCGGCCCAUUUGCACAGUUUUGAAUUUAAGAUUGUCUCCAAGGAUCUUUGUGGUGGAAGAAGCUGCUUUCGUAUAACAAAUUACAAGAGCUCACACAGAAAUUCACCUGAAAUUUUAAUUCAAGGAACUACAGCUGUUGAAAUUGCAUCGGGUCUAAACUGGUAUUUAAAGUACAAGUGUGGAGCUCAUAUUUCAUGGGACAAGACAGGGGGUGUUCAGUUAGCUUCAGUUCCCAAGCCAGGUGCACUGCCUCUUGUAGAAGCGAAAGGAGUGACUAUCCAACGGCCAGUACCAUGGAACUACUAUCAAAAUGUUGUCACAUCCAGCUAUUCAUAUGUUUGGUGGGAUUGGCAAAGAUGGGAGAAAGAGAUUGAUUGGAUGGCACUUCAAGGAAUCAACUUACCUCUAGCGUUUACGGGACAAGAAGCUAUCUGGCAAAAAGUUUUCAUGGAUUAUAAUAUUACUACCCAAGAGUUAAAUAAUUUCUUCGGUGGACCUGCCUUCCUGGCUUGGGCUCGCAUGGGAAAUCUACACGCAUGGGGUGGGCCUUUAUCUCAAAACUGGUUAAAUAUUCAGUUAGCAUUGCAGAAACGGAUAUUAUCUCGGAUGCAGGAGUUAGGCAUGACCCCAGUUCUUCCGUCAUUCUCUGGAAAUGUUCCAGCUGCAUUGAAAAAGAUAUUCCCGUCUGCAAAUAUUACGAGGCUUGGGGACUGGAACACUGUUAGUGGUGACUCUCGAUGGUGUUGUACUUUUCUCCUAUCUCCUUCCGAUCCCUUAUUUAUCGAAAUUGGAGAGGCAUUUAUCCAGAAACAGAUUAAGGAAUACGGACACAUCACUGAUAUCUACAACUGUGAUACUUUCAAUGAGAACACUCCACCUACUGAUGAUCCAACAUAUAUUUCAUCUCUCGGAUCUGCUGUGUUCAAAGCAAUGUCAAAAGCAAAUAGCAAUGCAGUGUGGUUGAUGCAAGGUUGGUUAUUUUAUUCUGACUCCAAAUACUGGAAGCCACCACAGAUGGAGGCACUUUUACAUUCUGUUCCACGUGGGAAGAUGAUAGUUCUUGAUCUAUUUGCUGAUGUUAAACCAAUAUGGAAAUCAUCCUCUCAAUUCUAUGGCACUCCUUAUAUCUGGUGUAUGCUGCACAACUUUGGAGGCAACAUUGAAAUGUAUGGAGUGUUAGAUGCAGUGGCUUCUGGUCCUAUUGAUGCCCGCACAAGUGAGAACUCAACAAUGGUUGGUGUUGGAAUGUGCAUGGAAGGAAUAGAACACAAUCCAGUUGUCUAUGAGCUGAUGCCCGAAAUGGCAUUUAGAGGGGGUAAUUUUCAACUUCAGGGAUGGUUGAAAUCCUAUUCUCGUAGACGUUAUGGUAAAGUGAAUGAUCAAAUUGAAGCUGCUUGGGAGAUCCUUUAUCAUACAAUCUACAACUGUACUGAUGGAAUAGCUUUUCACAACACGGACUACAUUGUGAAAUUCCCUGACUGGGAUCCCUCAGGGAAGACAGAAACUGGUAUCUCGGGGACUGAUAUGUCCAAUCAGAACGGGAUGCAACAACUUGCAGGAUUCCAGUGGAAUAGACGGUUCCUUUUCUCUGAAAAAAGCUCCAGUCUACCAAAGCCUCACCUAUGGUAUUCUACUGAGGAUGUCAUCAAGGCAUUAAAGCUAUUCCUUGAUGCAGGAAAAGAACUUUCGGGAAGCCUCACAUAUAGGCACAUAUAAAGUAUAUCCAACUAUUCAUUCUAAUUCUUAAAAAGGGGAGUGAACUAAAAUUUCCAAGAAAUCUUUGCAUCUGUACCAAUAAUGUUGAUCCAAAUUUCUCAGUUUGGAAGCCUAAAGAAUUGCAUUAGUGCUUUAUUAUGCAUAAGAAGACUCUACUAUUGUAUAAAUAUAAUCCAGAUUAGACAUGUUAUAUUAGUUAGAAAAUAUAGAAGAGAAAAGCAACAUACCAAAAAAAGUUGUUCUUUCCUUCCCCCAAUCUAUGUCAGGAUACUGUAAAAUGUAGUAUCGAAUGAACAAAACUAGAGCCACUUACAUAAUUAGCAACUUCAAAAGUCUCAGAGCACCCAAUAAAGCCUAGUGUUGUACAAUGGUGACAUUAGUGCCUGGAGAAUUGCAAAUCCGAGUAGCUACUUCUGAGCAAGAAGCCCUGACUCAUAUAAGUGGCUUCUAUGCCUUUCAUGGCAGAGCAGCUUACCAGAUGUCCCUUAUAUUGUACAGAAUCCCAUAAUGCAUGAAAAAUAUUCAUUUUUGGGCUCAACCGAUGGCUUCAACAAACUUUCACAGGCAAGCUGCUUGAUGUUCUGCAUCUGCAGGCUUUACCUUUACCUUUUGUCAACAUGAGCUUCACCUCUCCCAUUUCCUUCUCCAAUGCAUCUUCAGAUGAACCAAUAUUUCUAACAACAAGUCUGUAAUUUUUAAUAGAAAGCGUCUGAGCAGUUUAAUGGCUUUCUGUCAACAAUUACCUCAUAAUUUUAGCAGCUUCUUUUUUAUGAUACGAAUUGUCAAAUUGAACCUGUUAUUUAGAUAAUUCCUUUGUUGUUUUUUCCAUUCCCUUUGAAUAUUAAAAAUAUUUUCAACUAAAAACCAGCUAUUGGUUAAGCAACUUUUAUGAGGAGCUGCUUUUUCCUAAUGAUCCUGUAUACUAGUAAUUAUUUUUUAUAAAGGUAUGCUGUAACAAUUUCAAUAGCAGUACUGUUUAAGAAAAAGAAAUUCAAAUUGCUUCUGAAGACCUUUACUUCUACUUCCGAAUCCAUUUUCCUUCAAGUAUAAUAGAACCCCAACUUUGACCUUAAUAGUUGUGCCUAAGCUUGUGACCUCUAAAUUGGGAGGAAGAUAUUGCACCCAACAGUGUCAAUGAAGUGGGUUGGGAAUCAUGAGGCCUCAAGUUUAAAUCCUAGCAUAGGCAAAAAAAAUAUACAAUAGAACACUAGGUGAUUUCUUCCUAUCAGACCAAGCCUUGUAGGAGAGAAUCACCAAGCACUUGUGAGUUGUGGUGAUGGGAGAUAGCAGGUACCCCGUGGAAUUAGUCAAGGUGUGUGCAAGACGGCUCGGAUACCACAGUAAUAAAAAUACUGGGAGAAAGGGAGUAUAAUAUCUUAAUAAGAAAUUAAUGGUGAUGUACUGUUUCAUAAACUAUAUAAUACUCUCGAAGAAACUUAAUGGUGAUGUAGCUAUUAUAAAUAAGAAACAUCAAAAUGCUGUAACAAAAAAGAAAGGCAUUGCGAGGAUUUUCAACACCAUAGGAGAUAUGUAUUAUUCUUCUCAUGUGCAUAACGAAAAUGAUUGUAAAUGUGAGAAUCACCUCUACU
Molecule: messenger RNA, 3727 nt
Organism: Solanum lycopersicum (tomato)
Lineage: Eukaryota; Viridiplantae; Streptophyta; Magnoliopsida; Solanales; Solanaceae
Source: RefSeq, a predicted model, not a curated record